This is a messenger RNA of Apis mellifera (honey bee), 4883 nucleotides long. RefSeq names its product RYamide receptor. The record is from RefSeq and is a predicted model, not a curated record. The coding region runs from base 2967 to 4430 and encodes 487 amino acids. Gene Ontology annotation, cellular component: membrane. Lineage: Eukaryota; Metazoa; Arthropoda; Insecta; Hymenoptera; Apidae. Gene Ontology annotation, molecular function: neuropeptide Y receptor activity. The transcript has 10 exons. Gene Ontology annotation, biological process: G protein-coupled receptor signaling pathway.
AUAAUUUUAAAAAUAUAUCUCUUAACUCAUCCACAUUUUAUAAAGUAAGAGAAAAAGAAAAAAAAAAUUUUUCCUCACAUUUUUACAACCAAAAUUCAUUAAACAAAAUUAUUUAAAACCUGUGUUUAAUUACAUAUAUCCGAGGGCAACAGAAUGAUAAAUGAUGGUUUCUGGAACGGUUCUCGUUAACUAAAUAACUAAUUUCACGAGAAAUAUUCGCGGAUUAAUAAAUCUUGGCUUAAAAAAAGAUUAAAAACAUUAAAAAUGAAUAAUCGUUCGUACGAAAUAACAUGGCGUCUGAAGCGGUUGAAAUUUUUCCUCUCUUCUUCUCUAUAUUCCACGCAAAGAUUUUAUCGCGUAAUAUUUUGUUAAUUAAAGCAUACGGCAAAGAAAAAUACAAUUCUCGUCGUUAAAAUUUAAAUCCCAACAUGCGAUUUCAUUCAUUUUGCUCAUAGUUUUUUCACUUUCUUCUCUCUUUCUCUCUCUCUCUCUCUCUCUCUCUCUCUCUCUCUCUCUCUCUCAAUUUCACUUUAUACACACACAAUGCGUUAAUUUGCGACGAAACUCGUUUAAUUUACAAGUUAAAGAAAAUUGUUCCAUUAAUACGAACUAUGAUUAAUUAUACAAUCUAAUUUACAUUAAACAUGGUAAGUCGAUCUUACCUGCUUUAGAAAUGUAAAUUAUCCAUGUAUAUAUAUAUAAGUCAAAGCGCGAAUUCAUCGUGUAUAAUUCAACGCACGAUGUACAAAUCAAAUGAAAUGGCUUUACAGUGUGAUGUAUACGAGUAAUUUAUAGCUAUAGUCGUUAUGACGCGAUUGUGAAGAAAGCAAGUAUAUAGAAACCUGUCGAGCCAAUUCAUAAAACAUAAUGAAGCUUGCAAAAUGCUUUUCAAUUUGGAAAAAAUUUCAAAAAUUUUUCGUGCCGAUUUAAUCGUAUGAAAUAUUCGAUUGUAUCUUCUAUGAAUAAAUAUCGAAAUUCUAUUUCACACUCUCGUAUCAUAAAUCACUUAUAAACUACGUUAACAACUUCAUUAUCAAAAUUCAUUGGAUAAUUUAAUUUUGUGGUAUAUGUAGGAUAUAUUAUGCUUGGUUAUUAUGCUUGCGGACAUAACAUCGAAUCCAAUAAAUUAUUUUUGUAAUAUGUUUUAUGAUACGCGAACAUCGAUAAAACAUCAAUCCUUCUUUAUUUAACCCGUCGUCCAACAAAUACUUUUUCUUUCUUCGCUUUUGUCUUCUCGCCUGACAAAUCGAAAAUAUAUUUCGUUCUGUAUAUACAUUCCCCUGUAUAAUUAAACAUCUUCUAACCAUAACCAUUCCAAUGCUCGUUUCACGAAAAAUACGUGGAAAAUUUGAACGGGAUCGUGAAUGAAGAUUUAAAAUUCUUACAUUUAAAAAAAGGAAUGAAAUCGAGAAAUAAUCGAGAGAAAGAGAGAGAGAGAAGAAAUCUAAAAAUAUAAUUCUUAUCGAUGCUAACAUUAUCCAAUCUUUCUUUUCACUUUGCUUAGUUUACACUGACACUAUCAAUGUAUCGAUUUCCACUUAUCAUGAGAAAAUUCAUCCAAAUAUUGGAACGAGAAAUCUGUAUCAGAUACGAUGGAUCAAACGAUCGUUCGAUAAAAGGUGUAUAAAGGGUAACGAACAACGGCGCAGGUUCCACGAUGAUCUCCUUCCACGAGGAAAAGCCUGCCAAAGUCUGCCGCCCCACCGUAGACACUCCCACCCCCUGGUUCACAAUAUUCAUCGUGAAAACCGGCCGCACUUCGUCGCGAGUUCUCGGAAAGCGCGCACACGAUUCGAAACGAUCCCGAUCGCGACAGAGCCGAAAUUCCAUUUUUCCAGUUUGAAAUCCGCGUUAAAUCGUAUCUUUGUUGAACGAAUUCCGCUCAACAGCAUCUCUUUCUUUCUUUUCUUUUUUCUAAACAGGAAGAGUAAAAUUAAAAAUUAAACCGAAUCGAACGUUAAAUUACUUUUCGUAAACCUUUUGUGUUCGAGGGCGAAAUUAAAGAAGUAAUAAAUAAAACUUUGAACGGAAGAAGCAGCUAAAACAAAAGUCCGAUUAAAUUAAUAAGGAAGAUAAUUGGAAAUUGAUCGCUCCUUUUGAUUUUCGUUCUUUUCAAACCGUCGAACGAUGAAACGUGCAGAAGGGAUAAAACCGAAAUAAAAAAAUACCUGUGCUUAACCCUGUGCACAAGGGGUGGAAUCCGUCGGGUGGGCUUUGUCUCGGCGAUUGUCAACGUCGAAACGUCGAACGCAGGCGAUCGUGUGGACGAUCUUUGAGGCGACGUAUUACCAAUGGACCCAAAUUAUGGUACGCGUUCCGUACCAAUGACGAGCACACGCUCCUCUCCACCGACUUGUUGGCGGCUAUCAACCAUCCCGCUAAGUGAUAACGAUCCGAUCGAGCAAAUAUCCAACAAGUUGAAGCAACGCAGUUCGGACACACGUUUGUUAUCAUGUUGCGCGAUGGAACUAUGCUGAAACAGCUGAGCUCGAUGCAAUUGAAGCUUUGCCUCGAAACGAUCGCAAUAAUUGUCCACAGAGGAAUCCUCCAAACGUUUCCACCUUCCCAAGAUUGAUUCGAGUGAUAAUUGCACGCGUGUAUAUGUGUGUGUGUGUGAGAGUGAAUGUGUGGGUGAGUGAGUGAGUGAAUGCGCGUGUGUCUAUCUUCUCCUCUGUUCGUUCCCGCUAAAUCGUGUUCCGCACAAUUUGUUUCUCGAUUAAGUUCGAGAGUGCAAAUGCCAUGCCAUCCAGUCUCGCAUCGAGCCAGGAUCAUUCCCGCGAAACGAGCUAUUAUUAUUCGAUCAACCGGUUGUUGUGCGGUAGUAAGGGUGGUGCGAGUGGAUUAACCGUGAAAGUGGUGUGUCCCGUGGGAACACAGUGGUGAAACAGGAAUUGUUCUCAACCGAACGGAUCGAAGUCAUCCUCGCGGAGAAUACGCGGGAACAAUGUCGAAUUGAUAUCAUUCGAAUGUUACGAAGAUUGCGAUCAUCGGCGUGGAAAUAUUGGCUUGUGAAAGAAUAUUAUACCCGAGUCGACGAUUCUCUAAAACGGAUAUUUCACGGUUCGAUGGAAUCCUCCAUCAUGAAUACCUUGCAGUACGACGAAAAUGAAGAGUUCAAAAAUACUUGGCCAUCCACGUUCAAUAAUACGUUCUCGCCCUACGAGAACGAGUCGGCCAACGAUACUUUUGAUGGGGAAGUUCCGACAGCUGUACUCGUGCUCCUCAGCAUACUUUACGGAACCAUAUCUUUUUUGGCAGUAGUAGGAAAUUCUCUUGUUAUAUGGAUAAUAUCUACGUCCAGACGCAUGCAGAAUGUAACUAAUUUUUUUAUUGCGAAUCUAGCGUUGGCAGAUAUCGUUAUUGGUUUAUUUGCAAUUCCUUUUCAGUUCCAAGCAGCCCUGUUGCAAAAGUGGAUCCUACCUCAUUUCAUGUGCGCGUUUUGUCCCUUCGUGCAAGUGCUUUCCGUCAAUGUCUCGGUUUUCACAUUGACAGCUAUAGCGAUCGAUCGACAUCGAGCGAUUUUAAGACCUCUCAGCGCGAGACCAAGCAAAUUGACCGCCAAAAUUAUAAUCGCCGGAAUAUGGCUUCUUGCUGGAAGUUUGGCCACACCAAUGGCUAUUGCACGUAGAGUCAUUAUGGAGCCAGAAAAUUCUAUAUCUGGUUCUGAUAAUUACAAACCGUUUUGCAAGCACGUGAAUCUGUCAGAUAAAUCCAUGCUUAUUUAUUCGGGAUUAUUGGUGUUUUUACAAUACUUAACGCCUCUUUCGAUUAUUUCGUGCGUGUAUGCGCGAAUGGCAUUAAAAUUAUGGGGAAACAAAGCCCCCGGAAAUGCCGAAGAUUCUCGAGACGCGAAUUUAAUGAGAAAUAAAAUGAAGGUAAUUAAAAUGUUAAUUAUAGUCGUAACUCUUUUUGCAAUUUGCUGGUUACCGCUUCAAAUGUAUAACGUAUUCCAAUAUUUUUAUUCAGAAAUUAACGAAUACAAAUAUAUCCAUUAUAUAUUCUUUUUUUUCGACUGGUUGGCCAUGUCAAAUAGUUGUUACAAUCCGUUUAUUUAUGGAAUAUAUAACGAAAAAUUUAGAAGGGAGUUUCAACAAAGAUGUCCUUUUAAAUUACGAAGAUGGACAAAUAAACCACCAAUCGAUAUCACAGAUAUGGAAAAAACACAAAGUACUCGAACCUCCAUAAGAUACGAAUGGAAACGUACAAUUUCCGGUACUUGUCCAAAUAUUUCGUCUUUUCAUAAAAGUACAUCAAGAGAAUCGACACAAUCGUUCAUCGAUAACCAAAAAAAUGGACGAAUUAGAAAAGGAAUUGAUUACUAUAUUCAUCGUGGUAAUCAUUGUUCAAAAAGAAACGAAGAAUUGUAUGUUUUUUCAUCUGGAAGACAUAAACACACUCAAGAUCUUAAUACAAAAGAAUUAUGCCUAUAAUAUAUAGAACUAAUUAAAUAAUUGAUUAAUAUAAACACUAUUAGAGAUAAAAAAUCACUCUGUUAAGAGUGAAAAAUUUUAUGCAAAUAAUUUGCAUAUAUUAUAUGCAAAUGAUAAACAAUAGGAUAGUAAUAGGAUAAUAGUUUUCCUAUAAAUUGGUAUGGGAUAAUUUUUCCACAAAUUUUACAGCAUCUUUUGAAUAUUUAAACACCUAAUUAAUUCUUUUCUUUUCAGUUUCUCUAACUAUUGCUCAAGCUUUUCUAUAAAAUUUAUGUAUUUAAUGAUGAUAAGAAUUAUGUAUCUUUAAUUAGAUGCAUAGCAUGUACAUAUGUAUGUAUAUAUAACAUAUAUAUACGUACAAAUUUUGCACAAUAUUUAAUUAUAUUUAAUAAUGGAAUAAAUAACAAUUUCUCUCUCAGAACAAAUUACUAUACUUACGGUAUAGUAGAAAAA